CCACCUCACAGUUCUCCUGUCAGCAAACCCUCCUCAGCUCUUGCUAACCUCUCUGGCUGCCAUCAUCUUGACCACACUUUUUAAGCACCAGUGUCAUCUUGACCAAAGAGGAAACCAACAAUGUCUGGCAUCAUGAAGGUGUUUCUGCUCAUCGCUGUCAUGUUCUGCAUCUCUGAAGCCCAAUUCAAUGAGAAAGGACAGCAGUGUCUCUGUCAGCGUGUCAAGAAUGCCAUCAUUUCGAGGGCUGCGAUUAAGGAUGUCCAGAUCUACCAAGCGACCGUCUUCUGUACCAAAGUCGAGAUUGUUGUCACCCAGAACAACGGCUUUCGCUAUUGCCUGAACCCCCAGUUGAGGGCACUGAAGAAACUCAUGGACAACAUCAUCAAGAAGCAGAAAUCCUCUACAGUCUCACCAUCUGAUCUGACUUACACUGCAGGCAGCACCAGCACAGCUCGCAACUAACUGACUCUGUUUUAACUUACGGCCCGAGCAAGAACCUCAUUCGAUCUCUGACCUUCUCAACAAAAGCACCUUCAACAAAUAUAGAUGUAAAAUGAUUGAAACUUUUUGUGUAUUUAUCUUCUAUUUAUACUGAUGUGCACUUACAGCAUAUCUCUAUUCUUUGUGUUCUGUUUUUCUGAUAUGCUUUUGUAUAUAGAUGUAUGUGUUGUAGAUUUUUCAGAAUUUUUGGUACCUUUAAUUUUUUUAUGACAAGAAGAAAAAUAAAAGAAAGUCAUGAUGAGA
Molecule: messenger RNA, 744 nt
Organism: Amphiprion ocellaris (clown anemonefish)
Lineage: Eukaryota; Metazoa; Chordata; Actinopteri; Pomacentridae
Product: C-X-C motif chemokine 3-like
Exons: 4
Coding region: 121-462 (113 amino acids)
Biological process (GO): inflammatory response; neutrophil chemotaxis; chemokine-mediated signaling pathway
Cellular component (GO): extracellular region
Molecular function (GO): CXCR chemokine receptor binding; chemokine activity
Source: RefSeq, a predicted model, not a curated record